Messenger RNA from Xenopus laevis (African clawed frog), 4187 nucleotides. It is a transcript of the gene psd3.L, whose product is annotated as PH and SEC7 domain-containing protein 3. Bases 1168 to 4146 code for a protein of 992 amino acids. The record is from RefSeq and is a predicted model, not a curated record. The transcript is spliced from 15 exons. NCBI's taxonomy places the organism in Eukaryota, Metazoa, Chordata, Amphibia, Anura, Pipidae.
UAAGGCAGUCUCCUAUAAAUCUUUGGUUGCUAGGGUCAGUUAAACCCUAGUAAACAGAUUGCUGCAAUCACAAACUGAAGAGCUGCUGAACAAAAAAAGCUUAAUAAUUCUGCAGCCACAAUCAAUUGAAAAAUGAAGACCAAUUGCAAAUUAUCUCAGAAUGCCAAUGUCUACACAUUGCUAAAAGUUAAAGAAAAGUUAUAAUCACUGGGCGGUGGCAAGUUUUUCUAGCGAUUCUAGUUGCUUAUUUAGCACCAUUGUCUCCUGCAGGGAUUCAAAUAUAAAGCAUAAAGUUUACAUAUACAGACAAACAUUUUGCCAGUAUAGAUGCAGUUACGACUGCAUAUUGUUAAGAAACAAUAGAGGGAGGUCCCUUCUCUUGACAAUAGAAUCCUCUUCUUCAAACACACCAUCUGCUUUCCCAGAUACCCCUUAUGCCAAUUCAAGUAGGGUGCAUGUGCAGUACAGAAAUAGCUCUGUACUACACAUUUGCUCACUUAAGCCUGAUGGGGACGCUUGUAAGGCUAGAGGAAGAUGGCAACAAAGUGCUUAGCAAACAGUACCCCAGCUGGUGCAUUUUUUUUAUAGAUGAGGUGUAGCAGGUAAGCAUCUAAAAUCACCUGGGGGGGGGUAACAUCUUGGCACGCACCCCCAAAUGAUUUUAACUUUCCUUUUAAUUUAAAGGUGGAUUAUGCCUUUAAAUCCCUGGCCAUAUAGUUAGUCAUCUAGUUUUUGUUAUAUAACACAAUAAUCUAACAGAAAUAAAGUAGCAAAUAUCUACUUCAUUUGACUACAGAAUAAAAUAGUUUUUUUAAGUAUUUAUUGUUCUGUAAUUCUUGUAUAUAAUAUGAACGUACAAGUCUACCAAGCAUUCAGUUAACAUAUACACCACACGUGUAAAAGAUGCGUAGCACAACACCCUAGCCAUUUAUACUGAUUUUUUUUUUUGUGCUAUAAGGUUGGAUAGAAUGAGUCUGCAGCUCCCUCCUCAUUCUCAUAAUGCUGCCAUUUACAUCACUGUGUGCAGUGCUGGACAAGACGGUGCCAGGAAAUUUGAAACUAGUAUGCUUCCAGUUAUCUGGAAUAGCAGUGCCUGAAUUAGCCUGUCUCCUUUUAACUAACUUUAUUGGAGCGAUAAACUGGCGAUCCAUGCAGCUUUAUUGAUCGAUGGGUAACUGCUGCAGCUGCCACUGUCACUAUGAUCCUGGAAAUACCAGAUUACUCCCUCAAACCACAAGUGCCACAAAUGAGUUUCCUGAAUAUGGGACAACAGAGCACAGAGAGGCUGACACACUUACAACUGCAUUUAGGUAUGUAGAAGAAUCAGGAGAAUGUUUAGAUAUAAUGAAGGAGCCUGAGCAGCUGUCCCCUUGUGGUCCAGUUGUGCUGAAUGACUGUUUAACAGAAGAGCCCAAACUAUGUCCAGAAGAAAAACUCAAGGAUGUAGCAAAAACAGAAUGUGCAGACUCUAACUGUGUUUCAGGCCUCAAUGUCUCAUGUGGAGAGAUCAAUGCACACAUUGUUCCAGGUGGUCAUUCCAUUUCGAACUGUACCUCUGUGCAGGGGGAAUAUAGACUGGACAAUGCCACAUCUAAGCAGAUGGACCAAGAUGGAGAAUCGGUAGCGUUACCAGAAUUGGUAUCACUACCAUCAGUUCCUGUCAUCUCGUCAGAAAAGAAAUCUUAUUUAUAUGUUGAGAGGGAGUUAGCUGCAAUCUCAGAAGAAGAGACUCUGUCAGAAUCCUCACUUUCACAAAUUACAGAAAUAACAGACUUCCCCAGUGUGCAAACAAAUAAUAUGGUUCCAGUUACAUCCAUAUUAAAGAACAGUGCACAUAUGGAGAAAGAGGUAAAUGGAAUCCUUGCUGUAAGAAAGGCUGGUGAAGAAGAUUUAAGGUCCUAUCGAACUAAAUCUCCAGAUAAGCUGCUUUCUAAAGAAAAUGCUGCUUUUGUUAAUAUGGAAUCUUCAAAGGUACAAUUAAAUAUGGUAGCACCAUCAGAGGAUACAUUUGUAUCUAAAGUGGAUGAGAAGCAACUUGAUACCCAAACUUUGGUAUCUUCAGGAACAAGGAAUCGCAUUCCAUCCUCAGAAAGGACUAGGGGGGCACGGGGAAGUGCUUUGAACUCUUCUGUUCAUGGGCAGCUAAGUAGUUCUGAGUCAAGCCUGAAUGAAGGUGUGGACAAUGAAGUUUUCAUAAAGGAAUCAGACCAUGGCAAUGAAAAUCCAGUGCCAGUUCAUCUUUUCCAGAGUCCUAGGAUUGUGGCUGAAGAUAAGCAUGAGGAUGUGCUUGUAUCGAAAAGAUGUUCUGAAGAUUCUACGGACUUGUACAGCUCCCAGUUUGAGAAUAUAUUAGAUAAUACAUCUUUGUAUUAUAGUGUGGAGUCCCUUGACACACUGUAUUAUGAACCUGAUAGUUUCUUUAGUUUUGAGAUGCCUCUUACGCCAAUGAUCCAGCAGCGGAUCAAGGAAAAUACCCAUUUCUUAGACCGGAACAACUCAGAAAGUCCUCAAGAAUACCUCAAGGUGGACCCUAGCUGUGGAAUUACAAUGGGGUACUGCAAUGAUGUAGUUAAUGGGCUGGAUGAUGGAACAACCUUCAGAAAAACUUCAUAUGAUAUGACAUACUCAGGAAGUGAUGUGGGAUCGUGCAGCAAAGCUUUAGAAGCCUCUCAUGACAUGGGCAGCACUGAAAUCCAUGAAAAAGGAAGCACUGAAAACCUUAGCAAUGGGACCAAUAGUAACAAACAAGCUGCUAGACGUCUGGCUAAACGCCUCUACCACUUGGAUGGAUUUAAACGCUCCGAUGUCGCAAAGCACUUAGGAAAAAACAAUGAUUUCAGCAAAAUUGUGGCAGAAGAGUAUCUUAAAUUUUUCGACUUCACAGGACUGACUCUGGAUCAAUCACUCAGGAUUUUCUUUAAAGCCUUUUCACUCAUUGGGGAAACUCAGGAAAGGGAGAGGGUAUUGGUCCAUUUCUCCAACAGAUACUUUCUGUGCAAUCCAAACAGCAUGUCUUCUCCAGAUGGAGUACAUUGUCUCACCUGUGCAAUAAUGCUUCUCAACACAGACUUGCAUGGACAUGUGAACAUUGGAAAGAAGAUGAGCUGUCAAGAAUUCAUUGCAAACCUCCAAGGAGUAAAUGAAGGAAGAGAUUUCCCUCGAGUACUGCUCAAGGCUUUAUAUAACUCAAUCAAAAAUGAGAAGCUUGAGUGGGCUGCGGAUGAUGUUGAUGCAAUGAAGAAAUCCCCCUCUGACAGCACUGAUGAAAAGCCCAAUGGUACACAGUCAAAGAGCGUUAAUCGAAUUGGCAGCAGCAAUCCAUUCCUGGAAAUUCCCCAUGAUCCAAACGCUGCAGUAUACAAGGCUGGUUUCCUUGCUCGUAAAAUACACGCAGACAUGGAUGGAAAGAAGACUCCAAGAGGAAAACGAGGCUGGAAAACAUUUUAUGCUAUACUUAAAGGAACAGUCCUGUAUUUGCAAAAGGAUGAAUAUAAGCCUGAAAAGGCACUGUCAGAAGACGAUUUAAAAAACGCUGUGAGUGUUCAUCAUGCUCUAGCAUUGAAGGCAACAGACUAUGAGAAAAGACCUAACGUCCUGAAACUCAAAACUGCAGACUGGAGAGUUUUUCUAUUUCAAGCUCAGAGCACAGAGGAAAUGGAAUUGUGGAUUAAUAAAAUCAACUGCGUGGCAGCCGUGUUUUCAGCUCCUCCCUUUCCAGCUGCUAUAGGAUCACAGAAGAAAUUCAGUCGCCCCUUACUGCCAGCCACCACUACCAAACUGACCACGGAUGAACAACUGAGAUCACAUGAAACAAAGUUAAAGCACAUUUCCACUGAGCUGGCUGAGCAUCGCUCAUAUCCGCCCGAUAAGAAAGUGAAAGCCAAAGAAAUAGAUGAGUAUAAACUGAAGGACCACUACCUGGAGUUUGAGAAAAUGAGAUAUGAAGUUUAUGUAAAAAUACUGAAAGAAGGAGGCAAGGAGAUGCUGACAACUAAUGGAAAUGACAACUCGGGGCUAAAAAAAUCCCAUUCUAGUCCUUCGCUGACCCAGGAUUCAUCACCAUCUAGUGCCAAGGUCAAGCGAAACAUUUCAGAGAGGAAGGACUACCGGCCAGAGACACCAAGCAUUAAGCAGAAUGUUACCUAAAAAAAAAAAAUAAUAACAGAAGUGCUGAAAGCAGUCAGCAA